Messenger RNA from Sphaeramia orbicularis (orbiculate cardinalfish), 4666 nucleotides. It is a transcript of the gene fstl5, whose product is annotated as follistatin-like 5. Lineage: Eukaryota; Metazoa; Chordata; Actinopteri; Kurtiformes; Apogonidae. The record is from RefSeq and is a predicted model, not a curated record. Gene Ontology annotation, molecular function: calcium ion binding; protein binding. The transcript is spliced from 17 exons. The coding region runs from base 364 to 2955 and encodes 863 amino acids. Gene Ontology annotation, cellular component: extracellular region. Gene Ontology annotation, biological process: multicellular organism development; cell differentiation; regulation of BMP signaling pathway.
GGCUGGUGGCUCCUGCCUCGGUGGCGCACACGAGACCCGAGCGCGGCCGAGGUUAGAUCGCGCCGACGGAGCUGUUCACUCUGCUGUGGUGCUGAAACUCCGCGUCCCCUCUUCUACUGCCGCCGCUGCUGCCGCUACCGCUCUCCUCCUCUCCUCCCCUUCUGUCAGUACAUUGAUGAUAUUUUGGGAAAGGAUUAACACCGUCCCCUGUGACUGCUUAGGUGCAAACUUCUCCCGAGGACAACCCACCACAUCCACAUCGGAAAUUACUCCACCAGCCGUGGAUUUGACCGGACACGCUGCUUGAGAUUACCAUUAGUUUUGAGUUGAGAAGUCUUAUCUCGUGUGGAUUAUCUCUCCUGGAUGUUUUACGUCUGGACACACAGGAAAAGACCAAUGAAGACAGCCAGAUGGUGGUUGGCGUCAAUUGUACUGUUGGGGCUCGCUGUGCUGGGCGCCAACGGGGUACCCAACAAGGAAGGAUUUGGGUCGCCACCCUAUCGACCAGUCGUGAGAUUCCGACACAAGGAUGGGAUCCCUGAGAGCCUGAGGAUAAAAGGUUUUAUGGGACAUAAUGGCUAUCCAGGUCCUUGUGAACAUAAGUACUGUGGCUUGGGACGUCACUGUGUGGUCAACCAUGAGACCGGCCAAGGAGACUGUAAAUGCUUGGAUCACUGUAAACCGCACUAUAAACCUGUGUGCGGUUCAGAUGGGAAGCUUUACCAGAACCAUUGUGAGCUCCAUCGGGCGUCUUGUCUCAGGGGACGCAAGAUUACCAUCAUGCACAGUGAGGAGUGCUUCUACAAAGAUGAUAAUUGCCGAUUGAGUGAUUACCGUCGUCUGAAAACCAAGAUUCUAGAGCUGCAUGACAAAAGAUACAUGGGGUCUGCAGUCCGCGGGAGCCACAGGGACAACAUGGCCGCCAAGAAGCAGCUGGUCGAUAUGAUGUUCAAGCGCUUUGAUGCAGAUAACAGCGGUCAAAUAGAUGCCGGAGAGCUUUCACAGGUCAUCAAACAAGAGGGUUUGACCAAGGAAAAGUCUGAGUGCACACUGUUUGACCUGCUCAAGUACAACGACAUCAACGACGACGAGCAUCUGACAAAGGAGGAGUUUUACACAGCGUUUGAUGUGUACCUACUUAACCUUCCAGAUGACCAGAAGGUGAGCGUCACCACAGUAACGGUUGGACAGAGUGUGGUGCUGACUUGUGCCAUCACAGGGGAACGCAGACCUCCAAUUUUAUGGAAAAGAAACCAUCAGUAUCUGAACUCAUUGAACCUGGAGGACAUAAACAUCCCAUCGCAGGACUUUGGGGAUGAUGGCUCGCUGUACAUCACCAAAGUGACCACAACCCACAUGGGGAACUACACCUGCCACGCUGAUGGCUACGAAAAACUGUUCCAGACCCACACUCUCCAAGUGAACGUCCCUCCUGUUAUCCGAGUGUACCCAGAGAGCCAAGCCAGGGAGCCAGGCGUCACUGCCAGUCUGCGCUGCCAUGCCGAGGGGAUCCCCAGCCCCCAGCUGGCCUGGCUGAAGAACGGCAUGGACAUCGCAACCAAGCUGUCCAAACAGCUCACCCUGCAAGCUAAUGGAAGCGAGGUGCACAUCAGCAACGUUCACUUUGAGGACACCGGCGCCUACACCUGCAUUGCCAAAAAUGAGGCUGGAGUGGACGAGGACAUCUCAUCGUUAUUUGUGGAAGACUCUGCGCGCAAGACAUUGGCAAACAUUUUGUGGCGAGAAGAAGGUCUUGGCAUUGGCAACAUGUUCUAUGUUUUCUAUGAAGAUGGAAUUAAAGUCAUUCAACCUGUGGCCUGUGAAAUACAGCGACAUAUUAAGCCCAAUGAGAGGCUGCUGGCUCUGCAGGAGGAGGUCUGUCCCAGUUCAACAGGGGAGGCGACCCAGAGAUGUGUGUGGUCAUCAGCGGUCAACGUCAAGGACAAGUUUAUUUAUGCGACUCAGCCAACCUUGGACCGAGUGCUCAUAGUUGACAUCCAGUCCCAGAAGGCUGUCCAGACUGUCAGCACCGACCCUUAUCCCGUGCAGCUCCACUAUGACAAGUCACAUGACCAGGUGUGGCUGCUCAGCUGGGGAGACAUGGAGAAGAACUUCCCUACGCUUCAGGUGAUCAAUCAGGCCAGUGGACGAGUGUCCCACCACACGGUCCACACUCAGCCCGUGGGCAGACGCUUCGACCGGGUGGACGACUUCUUCAUCCCCGCCUCCAGCCUCAUCAUUAACCACGUCAGAUUUGGCCUCAUCCUUCAUCGAAAUGAGCCUGUCCUCCACAAAAUCGACCUGGAGACGACAUCAUACGUGAAAAACAUCAGCUUACAGGAGUAUAACUGCAUCCCCAAGUCUGUGGCCUACACCCAUCUUGGCGGUUACUACUUCAUCAACUGCAGGCCCGACUCCACCGGCGCAACACAGCCCCAGCUCAUCUUGGACAGCGUGACCGAUAGUGUGAUCGGACAAAACCGCGACGUCACCGGCAGUCCCUACGUAUCUCCAGACGGUCACUACUUGGUCACUGUCGACGAUAGCGACGGCCUGAUGAGGAUCCAGACCAUCACGGAGCGAGGGCAGAUCCAGGAGCCUUUCGACAUCCACACCAACCUCCACCUGUCCGACCUGGCCUUCCAGCGCUCCUUCACUGAGAUCCACCAGUACAACAUGUUCGGCAGCUCGGGCCGGCAAACCGACGUCCUGUUUGUGGAGCUGAGCACCGGCAAAGUCAAGAUGAUCAAGAGUUUGAAAGAGGCGACCAAGCCAUUCGAGUGGCCGUGGAGCAGCAGGAACAGGGUCAUGGUGAGCAGCGGACUGUUUGGACAGUACCUCACGACCCCGUCCAGAGAGUCCCUCUUCAUCCUGGACGGACGACUCAACAAGCUCAACUGUGAGAUCACCGAUGUCCUCAAAGGAAACGUGGUGGUGUGGGUUGGGGAUUCUUAGGUCAUACGUCGACACCCAAUGAGCUUUGUUUUCCUCAAAGGUACUGUUGCACUGAAUUCUGUUGCAGAUUUUUUAAUUUUAUCGGAGCGAGACAUGAUAACAAAACCAAAUUGACCAUUUAAGUCCAAUGGAAGAGGGACUGCCAUGUAAAAAACAAAAAAAACAAAAAAAGAAACAUAAUGAUAAAAAAAAUGCAGUGGAUUUAACUAUGAGUAUAACCCUAAGGCUAAGUCUGAAUCAGUUUUUUCCCCAUAAAGCUGCUUGAUGGUACAUUUGGUAUGACUAAAUAUGUGAAACUUUGCAUAAUUAUUCAGUCGGUUGUAUUCAGUGUGUGGGAAUGCUGUAGAUAAUCUUUUAACAAACUAAUACUUAAAUGAAUUGGCAAAAAAGACAUCCAUAUAUAUACUGUAUAUGUCCAGUAAUUUCAGUUUGCCCAUCCCCGACUUUUUCCUGUGCCUUCAAGGAAAAUUCCGCUCCAUCAGAGGAAUUAGCGUAAUUAUUCCCAGUGUGACUGCAGACUACACCUCUUUCUUUGACCCCUCCAUUUGUGAUGAGUGUGGUUCCUCGCAAAUCUCCCGCUCUCUUCUACGAGUCCGUCCGACGCUGCCGACUUAGUCUAAUUAAAACGAGCCCUUACUGUGAUCCCAUCCUGUUUGAAGUGGAGACUGAGAGACAGAGUGGUUCAUUACAGUUGUGCGUUCGGUAACCUUUGAUCUGAAAUUAUAACCAGCGUUGGAAGGUUUGCAAUGAUUUUCUUUUUUUUUUUUUUUUUCUUUAGUCCAAAGCUGAACAAUUGGAAGUCAGUGGUGAUAGUUACCAGCUUUAUACACUUACACAUUGUGAAAUGUAGGUAUUUCAGAUGUUCUUAGCGACGAGUCAAUAGAGCACUUGUAUGUGAAGAAAAAACCUUCUCAAAAUUUAACCAUGUUUGGACCAACAAAAGAUGAGUAAAAAGCAUCUUAGACUGUAAUUGAGUGGAUGCGGAGGACAUGCUUUGUCUGCUCUGUCUGACAGCGCAUUUCAAGUUGAUGUUUUAAUGUGAAGUAAUGAGCUAGCUCACAGGGGAGUGGGUAGUUUGUGGUGUUUGCGUAGAGGGUCUUUUGAGGAUGAGCUUUGAAUAAAACAAAUCUUUCUGCGGUAGAUUCGUAGCUGUGAGAAAUCUGACAUAGUUGGCAAGUCGAUGGAAAACUGUUUGCUAGCUGGACACAUUUCUAUGCAUCUUCACCCUAGCACUCUAUGACUCACAAUGGGCAAAUGUAUCUCAAAUUUAGUAUGGACUUUUGAUGUGUACAGAUUACAUAAAGUCACCUUGCUUUUCCUUUCCUUGCUGUUAAGGCAUACGUUUUAGUUCUAGUCUCAUUUAAUCCUUUUCUUUCCUGUCUCAUGUUGUUUUCCAGCCCUUAAACUCAACAGUACUGCUGAUAAGCUUUUUUUCUCUCUCUGUUCUGUACAUAGCAGCUGACUGUGAAUCCAUUAGGUUUCCAUUAAUGUACAGAUUUAACACAUUUCUGUUGACUUUCCGAUGACACUCCUUUUUAAGAAAUUAAAAAAAAAACAAACAGCUGUCAUUCUUGUCAUCUUGUACCAAGCACAUUGUGAUCACUUCCACCUUCAUAUAGCCAUGUCCUGUAUGUUCCUUCAUGUGACUGUAAUUUAUAUAGAGAAAACACGUUUGUCAUUUUACCCAACAAUAAAACCUAUACCAUGGAAA